This is a messenger RNA of Trifolium pratense (red clover), 1474 nucleotides long. RefSeq names its product F-box/kelch-repeat protein At3g23880-like. Gene Ontology annotation, molecular function: protein binding. The transcript has 2 exons. The record is from RefSeq and is a predicted model, not a curated record. NCBI's taxonomy places the organism in Eukaryota, Viridiplantae, Streptophyta, Magnoliopsida, Fabales, Fabaceae. Bases 26 to 1234 code for a protein of 402 amino acids.
CCACAACACCGGCUGCAAAUCCAUCAUGGAUGUCUCUCGAUUUCAGUCUCGCCGUCGUCCAACCAACGCGUUGUCUUCCACAACAAUCCUUCCCAAUGAUCUCAUCACAAAAGCGUUUUCAUGCCUUCCCGUGAAAUCUCUUAUGCGUCUGAGGUGCAUGAGUAAGUUCUAUAACUCCCUUAUAUCCACUCCGUUCUUCAUCAAAAUGCACCUUCGUCACUCUUCUCGAAACCCUCACCUAGCAAUAGCCUCAAAACAAAUCUUCCCCUGUUUACGUUUCAUCGUCCCUAUAAGCAAGAUACUCGAGAACAAUCUAAUCAACUUUCCCUUUUGCCUUCCAUAUCAAUUGUCUGUCAAUGAGCAAUGUUGGUUAGUUGGUUCUUGUAAUGGAGUGCUUUGUUUUGUUUAUUAUUCUACUAUCACCCAUAAUUCUUAUCAAUAUAGUUGGCUCAAAUUCUAUAACCCGGCCACAAAGGUAGAAUCUAAAGAAUUAGCGUAUUUUGAAGAUCAUUUCAAUGAUAGUUAUUUCUUCACUAGGUAUACUUUUGGUUAUGAUAUCCUAACCGACAUGUAUAAAGUGGUGGCGUUCCAUUUGAUUGGUGAUGGUAAAACUGAAUUUAAAACAGUUGUUAGAGUUUUUACUUUGGGCGAUCAUUUUUGGAGAAUCAUUGAAAGUUUCCUUGUUGGUCCUCUUAGCUUAAAUCUUCCAAGCGAAAGAAGUGGUGUUUAUUUUAAUGGUUAUGUUUAUUGGUUGGCACUUAAGAAUUGUGUCCGGGUUAAUAUGGCUUUUGAGAGCAAUGGUAUUACUAUUGACCAGUUUGUGAUUAUGUCACUCGAUUUGAGUACUGAGACACACAUGGAGUUAUUGCCCCCUCAGGGUUUUCAUGAAGUUCCAGAUUUGGAGCCAACUAUCUGUGUAUUGAAGGACUCUCUUUGUUUUUGUCAUGAUUUCAAGCAAACUCAUUUUGUUAUAUGGAAGAUGGAGAAAUUUGGAGUUGUAGUGUCUUGGACUCAACUUGCUAAAAUUAGUUAUGAUGAUCAGAAUCUUCUAUCCAUAUUCUCAUGGUUGCCAUUGCACAUUUCUGAGGAUAAUAAUACACUGAUACUUGCAAACAUGCAAGCACAUUCAGCUAUGAUCUAUAAUUUGGAAGAAAAUAGCGUAGAGAUGCUUAGCAAUGAACCAUUGUGGGCGUUUAGUAAGGACCAUGUUGAAAGCUUGGUUUCAAUUUGUUGAAAGCACCGAACCUGUUGGGAGCUUGUUCCACCUGAACCUGAAGAAGCGCCAAAUGAAGCUAUAGCUUGUAUGAAUUCAUCAGUGUGUUAUACUCUCAAUGUUAUUAGUCUCCUAGAGACUAAUGUUAUUUUGUCUCCUAGAGUCAUUUCAGUUUAUUAUGUUGUUUUGUUUAAACAUGAUAAGUCAUUAGAAUAAUAAGUUCGAGCUUAAUAAUACUCGAACUAGAUUCGUUGUAGUGAC